AUGGAUCCGGUUAAGAAAAAAGAGAUCAUGGAGGAUCUUAAAGACUUUGUUGAGUGUCAGUCUUUUUAUAAUAAAACCGGUCGGGCUUGGAAGAGGGGUUAUCUGUUAUACGGUCCACCCGGAACCGGGAAAUCGAGUAUGAUCGCAGCCAUGGCUAAUUAUCUUGGGUAUGAUAUUUAUGAUCUUGAGCUAACCGAGGUUAAGAGUAACUCGGAGUUGAGGAAGCUGUUGAUGAAGACGAGCUCGAAGUCGAUUAUUGUGAUCGAGGAUAUUGAUUGUUCGAUUAAUUUAACUAACCGGGGAAAGAAAUUUAAUGAACCGGAUGUGAUGUUAACCGGGUCCGGUUUAGGAGAUGAGUCUGGGAACGGGAAUGGGAACACGAUUACGUUGUCGGGGUUGUUGAAUUUUACUGAUGGGCUUUGGUCUUGUUGUGGAAGCGAGAGGAUCUUUGUGUUCACGACGAAUCAUAUAGAGAAGCUUGAUCCCGCGUUGCUGAGAAGUGGGAGGAUGGAUAUGCAUGUGUACAUGAGUUACUGUACGUUUCCUUCGUUGAAGAUCUUGCUGAGGAAUUACUUGGGAUACGAGGAGGGGGAUUUAAGCGACGACGUUUUGGAGGAGCUGGAGGGAGUGGUGGAGAAGGCGGAGAUCACGCCGGCGGAUGUGAGUGAGAGUUUGAUUAAGAAUAGGAGGGAUAAGGAGAGAGCUGUGAGGGAGCUGUUGGAGGAUUUGAGAAGGAGGGCGGAGAGGAAUGAGAAGAAGGGGGAGUUGAGGGGUCAGAAUGGGAGCUUGACGGUGGCUGAUGACGUGGAAGAGCAGGAGAAGAGGGCUUUGGAUAGUCCUUAUGCAGAAGAGGAGGAGGAGAUUGAGGACAGCAUUUGCAAGAUUAGUGAAGAUUGA
This is a messenger RNA of Eruca vesicaria subsp. sativa (arugula), 897 nucleotides long. The record is from the annotation of a GenBank genome assembly. Lineage: Eukaryota; Viridiplantae; Streptophyta; Magnoliopsida; Brassicales; Brassicaceae.